This is a messenger RNA of Pieris rapae (cabbage white), 835 nucleotides long. RefSeq lists its product as uncharacterized. The transcript has 2 exons. Gene Ontology annotation, cellular component: nucleus; transcription regulator complex. The coding region runs from base 42 to 821 and encodes 259 amino acids. The record is from RefSeq and is a predicted model, not a curated record. NCBI's taxonomy places the organism in Eukaryota, Metazoa, Arthropoda, Insecta, Lepidoptera, Pieridae. Gene Ontology annotation, biological process: regulation of transcription by RNA polymerase II.
CAACAUUUGAACGUAAUAGUUGUGCGUACUUGUACGAAAAGAUGAAUGAUGAAAAAUUAAUAAUACUCGUGUCAAAAUAUGAGUGUUUAUUUGACAUAACCAAGCCAUCAUAUAGCGAUCGGAUAAUGAAAGACAAUGCAUGGGAGGAAAUUAGCAAAUGUCUCGGAAUAAGUGUGACGCAGUGCCAGGAUCGUUGGAAGAAACUGCGAGAUAACUUCAGAAAAGCCUAUUAUAACCGAAAAGGCAAGAGUGGCGAUGGUGCAACUACGUCCAAAUUGAUAAAAUUUGAAAAAGAACUUUCUUUUAUAAUACCAUUUUUUCGCAAUCGAAACCAAAUAUCUAAUGUAACAUUAUCAUCGGAUGAUUCAGAGCCUGGCACACCAAUACCACCACCAUCGACAUCAUCUAAACGUUCUGACCAUUCUGAAGUUGAAUCGCUUGCAAGUACUUCUGGCUCGAAAAAGAGACCACGCUUAAGCAAAGAUGUUGCUACGGUUUUCGAAGAGUAUCUUGAAGAAAAAAGAAAUACUACACCCCGUGACAAGGCAUUACGUAAUUUUUUUUUGUCUAUGUCAGAUACAGUGGAAACAUUCCCAAAAGAAGUCCAAGCACGAAUUAAAAGGCGCGUGUUUAACAUUGUUAAUGAAGCUGAAUUAAGUCUGUAUGAAAAUAGUACAGAUUUGAAUUAUUCUUUGUCUAUAAAUUCACCGCCAUCGACUAAUCAAUCUACUUACCUAGUGUCAAACGAAACCUAUAUUCCUCAAAACUAUCCAGAUCAGACUACUUACGGGUACAAUACCAGCACACAAAAUACAAAAUAAUAAACAAUCAAAAA